AGCCUGCUCUUGUCCCGGCCGGCAGGGGUAUGCUCGCGAUCUGGUCAGGGGCUUAGCUCAAUUUACUUGCCCGAAAUUGCGGCCCCCCCAACGUUCAAGAUGCCCACGACACUCUUCGCGGAACACCACCACAGCUCUGCGCUCGGCACUGGGGCUGGCGACGACUGCGACGUGCACUAUAUUCAUCAUUCGAAGAGCCUGUAUAUCAUAUCCGAGCAUGACUACGUCCGCUCAUUGAUCCCGUCCCAGCGCGACGUCUGCGCGAAGGGCCGCGGCCAAUCCCCUCCCACGCGCCUUGGGACUCCGCUUCGACGACACAGCAAGAGGAAGGAACGGCAGGCACCACGACCCCUCAUGGCCACACUGCAAUAUUCGCCCGACGUCAACAUGGCGCUUGGCGGCCCGCCCGGCAGUCCACCAGACCUCACCAACUCCAAGUCCUCCAAGUCGUCCAGCUUCCAUUCCUCAGUGUCAGACGUCAUGGGGCCCAGCGACCUCGCGCACUUCGAGGACAUCACCCUGGACGACGUGCACGGCUUGGGCCCGUCCUCGUUCCCAAUGCCUGCCGCCUCGCCGAACCGCGUGCUCUUCGACGCUCCGAGAGCCAUGUCCGUCUCCUCGAUACCGAGCAGGGCCACCGCGCCGCAUGCGGCUCAUCACUCAUUCCGAGACCUCACCUCGAACACGAAGCCACGGUUCCCGAGCUUGAAGGGACAAGUCAACAAUGUCAUGCGGCAGCAGCAACGGCUGCAUGCGCCGGGCAAAAAGCAGUUUAGGAGGGGCUUCACCUCGCCUUCUGCUCCAUCGCUUGCAAACCUCGCCAAUCUCGCAGCUCCCGUCCGCCGGUCACGGUCGCCCUCUCCCUCGAGCUCGCGUACAUUCCCGCCGGCGCCCCGUGCGCUCGCACGCAAGAGCUCCCACAACCUCGACGUCUCGCCUUCGCCCUCGAUGAGCACCCGCCGGCAGUCAUGGCAGCACUCAGCUCGCAAGAGCGUGAAGGAGCGGGAGGCCGAGUGCGACGACGAAGACGACGAGGUGCCUGAGGACGCCAUCAUCUGGAACGUCCCUAUCUCGCCUCGACCUGCCCAAGAGCGCUCACCAGCCCCGUCGACCGCCCCUUCUGCCGCCCCUUCCGCAUGUGGAAGUCCACCCCAGGCCUCAACGAGUCCUGCAACGAGCCGCCCUACCUCACAGAAAGGCGAACUGUCGUCUGCCAAGACGUCUCCAGCUCUUUCAGACCGCCGCUUCUCUACUCAUUCAUCACCGAGUCUGGCUGAUAAGGAGAACCAGCCACCGACCCAAGGCCUGGUUCGACAGCGGACGAACACAUGGGAAACGACGUAUACCACGCUCGACGCCGACGCAAAGAAGCUCACCGAGGCAUUGGAGGAGUACCAGACCGAGUUCGAGAAACAACAGGAAAUCAAGCGCCAGCAGCCGGGCCUCUCCAGGUCGUCCUCGGUCGAGAAGCCAGAGAAGCCAAAAGCUGUCUCCCUCCCACCAAUUCGCAAGAGCGAUCCCUUGAUUGAUCCCUUCCAGCCGUCUAUGGAGAAGCAGAAGUACCUUUCCCGAACUCGGCCCUCGUGGCUGCCGCCCAAAGAUCCAAAGGAGGAGAAGAAGCACCUGAAAGAAUACCAGAGAAUGCAGGCUCGGAUCCAGGAGUCUGAGCGUCUCGAGGCCCAACGUCAAGAAGAAGAAGCUCUCGCACGCGAGCAGGCUGAGCGAAUCAAGGCUGAAUACUGGUCUACUUUGCUUCUGCCCAACUGGGAUACCGAGAUGUGCAAUCCUGAGCUGAAAGGAUCCCAUCGCAAGAUGUGGUGGAACGGCAUUCCACCCAAACUCCGAGAGGCCGUCUGGAAGAAGGCUAUUGGCAACGAGCUCGAAGUCACCGAGACUACUUACAAAGUCGCCCUCGAGAAGGCGCAAUUGCAGUACAAGGAACGCGGUCCAGCCGCUCUCGACUACCGCUACGGCGAAAUCCUCGAGAACACCAAGGCCGUCUUCCCAGACCUGAAGAUGUUCGCACCGAAGACGCGGGAGUCGGAAGAGCAGCCGCUGCACAAAGAGCUCGUAAACGUCUGCAUUGCCUACAGCUCCUAUCGCCCGGACGUCGAGACCACUACCGCCGUGCACCACAUAGCAGCGCUCUUCCUGCUCAACAUGACGGCAGUAGAUUCCUUCAUUGCGCUCUCCAACAUUCUUAACCGUCCCCUCCCGCUCUCCUUCCUCAUCCGCGACCAUACCGCCAUAACCGCCGCAUACGAUUCCACGCUCUCCGCCGUAUCCAAGAAGAACCCCUCCCUCGCUACUCGCCUUGCCUCCCUCCGCGUCGAGCCCCGCGAUUACCUAUUCCUAAUGUUCAGCGCGCUGUUCUGCGACCGGCUCUCGAUCGAGCAUGCUGCCCGCGUUAUGGACGUAUACGUUGUGGAGGGCGAUAAGAUUCCGCCGCGCGUUGCGGUCGGUCUGCUGGGCAUACUGGAAGGCGCCUGUAUGACCGGCGAACUGGAUGCUGUGCUGCAAGUUCUGCAGAACAGGACAAUCCGAGAGAGCCCUGACGAGUUCAUGGGCAAGGUGUACGAAGCCGGCAAGAGCACCUGAGCGUUGUUCCGAAGAGCUGGAAAGAGAAGAGAGCAGAACAGUAUCAUUGUCAUACAGAACUAGAAGGAGGGUGCAUACACUAUGUCCAGGAGCAAGACGUGCUUCGGGAUGAAGACCGAUCAUCGCUGAGUUUUUUUGGGGAGCAACAAGCAUGGAACUA
Messenger RNA from Trematosphaeria pertusa, 2758 nucleotides. RefSeq lists its product as uncharacterized. Gene Ontology annotation, biological process: activation of GTPase activity. The coding region runs from base 100 to 2598 and encodes 832 amino acids. NCBI's taxonomy places the organism in Eukaryota, Fungi, Ascomycota, Dothideomycetes, Pleosporales, Trematosphaeriaceae. The transcript is spliced from 2 exons. Gene Ontology annotation, molecular function: GTPase activator activity. The record is from RefSeq and is a predicted model, not a curated record.